AGAGAGAGAGAGAGAGCGAGAGAGAAAGACCUACGCUGCCUUGACUCCUGGAUAUUGAAUCGCACGCCCAUCACGUUGUGUUCGGCGGAGCGGAGGAACAAACAAACAAAACGUUCUAAACUAAAAUCCCACUCAAAGUUUUAUUGUCUUGCUGGACGCGUAUUCUUCGGCUCGAGAACAUCUUCAGCGGUGAAGUUGGCGGAAGCAAGGAUAGCAGAGGUGGAGGGAAACCCCUUGUUUUUGAGCCCCGUGUUCAGGCCUUUUGUUUGAAACAAAAUGAAACCUCAGCUGAUGUGAUGUGGCAAUGGAUGCCUGGGAGUGUUUAACUUCUUCUGCUGUGCUCCCUCUUGAGUGACCACCCCCGCUUCUUCCCCGCCCUUUGACUCCACCUCUUCCGUGAUGUCAUCUCAGGCCACGCCCAUCCAAGGGUCCCGACCAGUGACCCCUCCACUGAUCUCUCCAGGAUCCCCACAGUCUCCAUUUUCACCAGAGUCCCUGCAUCCUCCAGCCUGCAGGCAAAGAGACCGCUCUCCUUCCCCCAUGAGAGGUUACCUCAUCCCCAGCCCUCUGCCCACACGCAGAAACAGGACCUGCUCAGCGACGGCUCGUGCAUCAGAGGGUCCGUUGUUCACUGGUGUGUGUAAAUGCUUCUCCCGCUCCAAAGGCCAUGGCUUCAUCACGCCAUCCGAUGGGGGCAGCGACAUCUUUGUCCACAUCUCAGACAUCGAGGGCGAGUACGUGCCGGUGGAAGGUGACGAGGUGAGCUACAAAAUCUGCUCCAUCCCUCCCAAACACACGAAGAUCCAGGCGGUGGAGGUGGCCAUAACCCACCUCAAGCCGGGAACCAAACACGAGACCUGGGCCGGACGCGUGGUCAGCAGUUGAGCGCUGUCACUUGCGGGGGGAGGGGGGUGGGUCAAAGAGGCCGUGGCCCGAGGUGGGUGGGUAGGGUCAUAUAGAGAAAAUUAAGAGGCAUGGCAAGGAUGGGGAGAAUCGAAACAAGGGUUGUUAGCAGGCACAGUGGGCAGUAGGGCUGGGUAUCGUUCAAAAUGUUCAAUACCAACACCGUGACUUUGAUACCGGUUCCUAAACGCUACUUUUUUGGAUACCGUAAUUGAUUGAUUGAAACAAAAAGAAAUUAUAACAUUACACGUUAUGGUCUAGUCCCUGUGCGUAACGUAGAUUAUUUUCCCGCGUGCAUUAUUAGAUCUUGGUAGAAGCAUGCUGCAUGCUCAUUGGCUCUCUGACGCUGAUUAGAUUUACUCCUUAGGUAUUGAAAUUGGGUAUUGAAUUUUCUUUCGACACUCGACAGUAAGGACACAAUUCGGUCGGAGCCUAAAAGGUAUUGAAAUCGGUACCCAGCCCUAGUGGGUGAAGGGGAAACCCAAGCAGGAAAUUAAAGGAUGGCUGAGGCGACUAGUAAAGGUUUAAACUAGAGGGAAAUAUUCAUGAUCUCAUAGUUUCCUUAUGUUGAAAUGUGGGAACCUUCUUCUGCCAUACCUGGGAAAUGAGGAACUAUACUUUGGGAAAAUAUACAGUUGGUUUGACUGGUAGGUGAAUAGAUACGUGAUUACAGUGGAGGAGAUGUUUAUCAUAGAAAGUCGUUUGUUUUUUUGCUUAGACUCGUAGACAUAUUGUGGGGCUUACUUUUUUUUUUUUUUUUUUUUUUACCUUAUGUGAUGAGGAAAUUCAUUUCAGUUGCAAUUAUUCAUAUCCUGGAAAACUGAGAUUCAUUUAGUUGAAUUCAACUUAACAGCAUUUGAAACUAGAAUUACUGCGUGUGCCUACUUCUACCCAGAGAACUGACGGCUCUGUUUGUGCCUACUUAAGCUAACUAUCAUCUGUAUUUGAUCAUGUGUGGGUGACUAUAUGAGUGAAUUAAAGCAUUUUCAACAGGUA
This is a messenger RNA of Perca fluviatilis (European perch), 1899 nucleotides long. RefSeq names its product calcium regulated heat stable protein 1 (gene carhsp1). Gene Ontology annotation, biological process: regulation of mRNA stability. The record is from RefSeq and is a predicted model, not a curated record. Lineage: Eukaryota; Metazoa; Chordata; Actinopteri; Perciformes; Percidae. The coding region runs from base 400 to 885 and encodes 161 amino acids. Gene Ontology annotation, molecular function: mRNA 3'-UTR binding. The transcript is spliced from 6 exons. Gene Ontology annotation, cellular component: cytoplasm.